This is a messenger RNA of Panicum hallii, 2011 nucleotides long. RefSeq names its product monoacylglycerol lipase-like. The transcript has 7 exons. Bases 420 to 1595 code for a protein of 391 amino acids. Lineage: Eukaryota; Viridiplantae; Streptophyta; Magnoliopsida; Poales; Poaceae. The record is from RefSeq and is a predicted model, not a curated record. Gene Ontology annotation, cellular component: membrane. Gene Ontology annotation, molecular function: lipase activity.
ACUCGGGAAGACUUGCUCAACUUCUCCUUCCCUUGUUAUAGUAUAAAAAAAAAAACUUCUCCUUCCCUUUCUCCCUGCCGAUUAACACGGCCUCGUUUGCGAGAAGCUAUUCUCCGUUGCGUGCGCCUCGAGCAUCUGGUUCGAGAAUCGGCGGCGGUGGGCGGCGGCAUAAACCGAUAAAACCGAGCGCUCCUUUUUUUGGGCGGCGGCGGUGGAGGAUCGCGCUGGGUGUGGGGUGGGGUGGGGGAAUCCAUUUUUAGGGCGGUGCCGGCGCGAUCGGUCCGGGAUCGGGAGCUUUUUGUUGUUGGGAGCGAGAGAGGCCACGAGAGCGGCGACGCCCGGGACCCGACCCGACCCAGCCCAGCCCCGCGUCGAGGAGGGAGAACAAGGGAUAGGAGACGGCGACGGUGGUCGCGAGGAUGGCCGGGAGCAUGCAGGCGGCGGAGGCCGCGGGGCGGCUGAGCGCGCUGCUCUCGCUGCUCGCGCUGCGCCGCCUCCUCGCCGUGCUCCAGCCGCUGGCCCUGCUCCUGCUCCUACCCUUCCGGUGGCGCGCGCGCCCGGGGGCCGCGGCCGCGGACGCCGCGUCCGACGCCGCGCCGUCCGCGUCGGGCGCCACCGGGAAGAAGGGGAAGGCGUCGGCGUCGGUGGUGCUGCGGGUGCCGGCCGGCUCGCCCAUGGUCGCCGCGCGCAGGCAGGCGUCGGCGCGGAGGGAGAUAGCCAUCCGCCGCGCGCGGGAGGGCGGACGGGAGUACGAGCUCAUCUCCACCGCCCGCGGCGAGACGCUCUUCACGCAGUGCUGGUGGCCGUACCCGCCCACCUCCACCAGUAAACCACGGGCGCUAGUUGUUGUCAUGCACGGGCUAAACGAGCACAGUGGGAGAUAUGAUCAUUUAGCGAGGCGCUUGAAUGAGAUCGGCAUCAAGGUGUACGGGAUGGACUGGACUGGCCAUGGUGGAAGUGAUGGUCUUCAUGGAUAUGUGCAGUCUCUUGAUCAUGCUGUCAGUGACUUGAAAAUGUACCUCAAGAAAGUCUCAGCUGAGAACCCUGGGCUUCCAUGCUUCUGCUUUGGCCAUUCAACUGGUGGUGGCAUCAUUUUGAAGGCUGCCCUUGACCCAGAGGUAGAUGCUCUUAUUCACGGUAUUGUCCUGACAUCACCAGCUGUUCGUGUACAGCCUGCCCACCCAAUCGUAAGGGUCAUGGCGCCACUUUUCGCCCUCAUCGCGCCGAGGUACCAGUUCACGGCGUCCCACCGGAACGGCCCGCCGGUGUCGCGCGACCCGGAGGCCCUGCGCGCCAAGUACACGGACCCGCUCGUGUUCACGGGCGCCAUCCGCGUCAGGACGGGCUACGAGAUCCUCCGCCUGACGUCCUUCCUGCAGCAGCACCUGCACCGCAUCACCGUCCCCGCCCUGGUGAUGCACGGCGCCGACGACAUGGUGACCGACCCCGAGGGCUCGCGGGCGCUCUACGAGCUGUCCUCGUCCGCGGACAAGGCCCUCAGGCUCUACGACGGGCUGCUGCACGACCUCCUGAUCGAGCCCGAGAAGGAUGUGGUGAUGGAGGACAUCGUGGCAUGGCUGCGCCCCAGGGUCUGACGUCCUCCGCAGCCGGCAAGCGCUGACCGUAGGACGCAGCUCUGUCGCCAGCCGCGGAGCGCGGAGGACAAGCAGGCGGGCCGCCGCCUCGCCUCCGGACGGUGAUGACGCGGUGCGAUCAGCGGCUGCGGAGCAGCAGGGAGAGCAGGAGAUGUCUUUCGCCCCCUGGCGCGGUGACGGUGCGAGAGCAGGACAGGAGUACCCGAACCCGAGUACCUACGGUGAUGGCGCUUUACUGACGCCUCGCGGUGUGCUGUAUCCCGAGAUUUUUGGUCAGGGAUACGUAUGGAUUUGUAAAAUUGUUGUUCGUUUCGCCCUGUGUGGCCACACGAGUGGUGUCCGAUACUAUAUAAUUUAGACGCCCAUUCCCCUCGGGGUGAUGCAUUUAAUUGCAAUUCCAAAUCAGAGUUGUAACA